Messenger RNA from Gossypium raimondii (Peruvian cotton), 1207 nucleotides. RefSeq names its product rac-like GTP-binding protein RAC1. The coding region runs from base 297 to 884 and encodes 195 amino acids. Gene Ontology annotation, biological process: small GTPase-mediated signal transduction; actin filament organization; cortical cytoskeleton organization. Gene Ontology annotation, cellular component: nucleus; cytoskeleton; cell projection. The record is from RefSeq and is a predicted model, not a curated record. Gene Ontology annotation, molecular function: protein kinase binding; GTPase activity; GTP binding. Lineage: Eukaryota; Viridiplantae; Streptophyta; Magnoliopsida; Malvales; Malvaceae. The transcript has 7 exons.
GCUUAGCAUUCAGUUCAAACUUAAACCGCAUUUGCUUCCCCUUCUCCAUCUCCUCUCAUUUUGCCAUUUUUCCCUUUUCUUUCUCCAUUUCCUCUGUCAUUCACUUGCUUCAACUUUCCAAUCUAUCUCUUUCCUUAUGAUUUGAUUCGUGGACAUAAGCGAUGAAGCCUGUAGAUCUCACUCUUCGUUCCACAGCUACCACCACCACCACCACUGCGUGAACCCCCAUCUGACCCCAGAACCUUUGAAGAAGGAUUUCAAUAUUCCCUACCCUUUAAUUCUCACGGCGGACGAAAAUGAGCGCCUCGAGAUUCAUAAAGUGCGUCACCGUCGGCGAUGGAGCCGUCGGAAAGACCUGCUUGCUGAUUUCCUACACCAGCAACACUUUCCCUACGGACUAUGUCCCGACUGUUUUCGACAAUUUCAGUGCAAAUGUCGUCGUCGAUGGCAGCACUGUCAACUUAGGUUUAUGGGACACUGCUGGUCAGGAGGAUUACAAUAGACUACGACCACUGAGCUAUCGUGGGGCUGAUGUGUUUAUUCUUGCAUUUUCUCUCAUCAGCAAGGCCAGUUAUGAAAACGUUGCCAAGAAGUGGAUUCCUGAGCUAAAGCAUUAUGCCCCUGGUGUUCCGAUAGUUCUUGUUGGAACUAAGCUUGAUCUCCGAGAUGAUCAACAAUUCUUGACAGACCAUCCUAACGCAGUGCCCAUUUCUACAGCUCAGGGAGAGGAAUUAAAGAAACAGAUUGCGGCUCCUGCAUACAUUGAGUGUAGCUCAAAAACACAGCAGAAUGUGAAGGCAGUGUUUGAUGCAGCCAUUAAGGUAGUGCUGCAGCCUCCGAAUAAAAAUAAGAAGAAAAAGUCAGGUGGUUGCUCAAUAUUAUGAUCAGAUGAAGAUUCUUCAAGUCUGAAAAAGAUGGAACCAACUGCCAGCUUCUCGCUGCUCGUAUCUCUAUAUCAAUUUUCCUCUCUUAUUUUUUUUCUAGUUCAAGGAAAACAGCAAGCCAUCAUGUUUAGCAUCAAGUCUUAACCUGACUUUCUAUGGACUUUCUGUGAAAGCAUCAGGUGAUUUUGUUUCGUGUUUUUACUUAGAUGACAAGUAUUCCUUGUUAACAUGCUCGCUUCUUCUGCUUUUCAUGUUUAAACUUCACUCAUGUUUUAACCAGAUGUGAGGAAGAUCCUAGUAGCAAUAACUGGUUUCUUGCAUUC